Messenger RNA from Eremothecium cymbalariae DBVPG#7215, 2256 nucleotides. RefSeq lists its product as uncharacterized. The record is from RefSeq and is a predicted model, not a curated record. The transcript has a single exon. NCBI's taxonomy places the organism in Eukaryota, Fungi, Ascomycota, Saccharomycetes, Saccharomycetales, Saccharomycetaceae. Bases 1 to 2256 code for a protein of 751 amino acids.
AUGAUUGGAUAUAGCGAUCACAAUUGUGCCGCUUAUUUUGAUAGAGAAAGCACUAUUACCGCCAUUCAACGCUCUAUUCAGCGGGAUAAGCCUCUUCAUUACGAUUCUCUACAUUUAAAGGGUAAACUUCGUCAGCAUUUCAAGAUGCCUGUUGGGAUUCGUAAUUCGUUAAAGCAAUCUUAUUACAAAAAUUUAGAAGGAGCUCGUGCUAGUCUAGUUCAUGCAUCAGAAUCUUACCAUGAAGCCUGUGAGGGAGCAAGAUUUAAAUUUUAUAGGGCCCUUGCUGACACGAGACAAAUACUACAUGAAAUGCGAGAUACCAUGGAUAAUUUACGAUUUGAAGCUCAAUUAUGGAGAUACGAUCAUAUAAGCUCCACAAAACUAGGGUGGUUGUUUAAGAGUGAAAAUGCAACAUCCAAUGACAUUCUGUAUUGUCUUCGUUCAACUUCCAGGAAUGGGCAACUAUAUCGAGAGACCGGAAGCCGUCCUGGGGAUUAUUUUAAAACUCAGACGUUUAAUAACAAAGUUUCUAUAAUAGGCCCCCGCAGUGAUCAAACAGAGACCAACUCAUCCUCUAGCCCCCGGAUUAUAUUAAGUACUGAUGAAGACGCAUUUGGAGACGUGGACAAUAACUUCAUCUUUUCUGCACCUCCAAUGUUCACCAAUGUUGAGUAUGAUGAUAUAGGCAGCUUACUAAAGAGUAAUUCAGCUCCGGUGGAACUUGUUAACGAUUCUGCUAUCAUAAAUUCCGGAUAUAACUUUCUUUCAAAUCGUUUAGAUCUGAAUAAUGUUUUAAAUCCUAAGACUGUCCCUGCCAGUCAGGGCAAUAUAUCUCAAAUUGAAACAGUGCGUAAAAUGACAGAUAUAGUGAUUCAAAUGUUUGAUCAAUACGUCAACAACAAUAGUAAUAGUAACAAUAUCACUAAUAAGGAUAAGGAUAAUAAUAAUGGAAACUACGUUAAUCUCGAAGAAUAUAUGCAUACUGACAUUGAACAAAAGAAGUGGGGGGAUAUCGAUGUAAGCAAUAAGCUGAAUUUAAAUGGAGUAGUAGAUGUCCAUACAAAAGUUGAACAUUCUACCCCUCCAAGGACGGCUAAUUCGAUAUGUGAUGAAAUUGACAGAUUAAACAGCAUGAUUGAAAGCACAAUAAGUAUGUAUAGAGAUAGUGAAGAGGAUAUACACUCUACUAUGUACCACCCGACUGAUGCGAGCGAUCAAAAAACCAAUCAUUCAUCUACGGUAUCUAGGGCAGAUGUUUGUAAAGCUGGAGCAAGAAAGCUAGAAUCACAUCCUAUGUCUUUGCUGGCAUAUUCUAGUAACGCAACUAUGGAGGACAUAGAAGAUAUACUUGCGAGGGUAGUUGAACAGUUGAAUCAGUUUGAAUCCAAUGGGUCACCCUUUGGACUUCUUGACAAUACAUUUAUCCAAACUGACGAUAUUUUAAAUGAUACCGUAAAGUCCCUUGAAAUCCUUAAUGAACCUGAACCUGCUACUGUUCCCUCAGAAAAUUCCCAAGUUUUACAUAAACCGUCUAACUGGUGUACAGUACGGCAUAUUGGCCAUAUUGGGCAUACUGGCCAUAAUGUGCAGGAUGAUGAUAUUUGCUGUGCUGAUCAACCUGAAUUCGAAAUCACAUUAGAAAGUGAACUAGGACCCAAAAUUUCUUUCGAUCUAACAAGCUCACCAUUGAAGAUUUCUACCCAUUAUAAAUCACCAACGGAGAGAGAAAAGCUUGGUUUUACACAACAUGAUUAUAAUGAUGAAGAUUCUAUCUAUGAUGACAUACAUCAGUAUGAAAGGCUACGAUUUGAUCAGAUGCCAAUUUCUUUAAAAACAAUAUUUAAGGAAUAUCCUCCAUAUAUUUACGAAAAAAGAUUGUUAAAGCCGUUGCCACCAUCCCUUAAGGUGUUAUUUCAAGACCCUCAAUAUGAUUAUAAUUGGAAAGACUCGGAUCCAAAGUCCCUAAAACCAUAUCACGCUACUUUGGAUCCAGGUUGGGAGAUCAAUAAUUUAUUUAGAACAAUUACCCUUAGAAAUGGAUGUACUCUGCAGUCUCCAAUGGGAUAUUGGUUGAACAAAUGUUGGUUUUGUGGGCACCACAUAUAUUCAAGAUUCCACAACUGUCGUCGUGAGUACUUAAAAAAGCAUAUCCAUAAUGGUGCAGAAUACGUGCGAUUUCAAAUAUCUGAUUUUUGUGAAGAUUUCAAAUUAGAGAUAGAGUGGGCGCUUUACAAGAUCCGUUAUGAACUCUUCUGA